This is a messenger RNA of Rhodamnia argentea, 2041 nucleotides long. Its product is annotated as transcription repressor KAN1. NCBI's taxonomy places the organism in Eukaryota, Viridiplantae, Streptophyta, Magnoliopsida, Myrtales, Myrtaceae. The record is from RefSeq and is a predicted model, not a curated record. The transcript is spliced from 7 exons. Gene Ontology annotation, cellular component: nucleus. Bases 372 to 1688 code for a protein of 438 amino acids. Gene Ontology annotation, biological process: abaxial cell fate specification; regulation of DNA-templated transcription. Gene Ontology annotation, molecular function: transcription cis-regulatory region binding.
CCUCUCUCUCUCUCUCUCUCUCUUUUGAGCAUGUCUGUUGCAGAAGAAAGUGAAAAAGCCAUGAAUUGUAUCUUCCCUUUUGCUUCAUCAUACAUCUCUCCCCUCUCUUGUGUUCUUACCCUCCAUCUGCUGUGAGCAGCUAGAUUUAAGGGUUCGUUGUUCCCUUUGAGCUGCUUUUCCUCUGCAUACCCUUUCACGAGGACCCGGAAGAAAAAGGAAAAGGAGAAAGAAGAAGCAAAAGACUAGGAGAUCCAGUUAUGAGAUUUCAGCCUUUAUGCAUGUUUGAUUGUAGUUUCUUUACAGUCGAGUCUCGUUGAGAAAAAGCAAAGUAGCUGGAGAGGAGGAACCCAAACCUAGCUUGAGGGAGAAAGAUGCCCUUGGAAGGGGUUUUCAUUGAGCAUUCUUCAAACCCAGCUCCUGAUCUUUCUUUGCACAUAAGCCUGCCUAGCGCAGGCCCUUCCUCUGGGUCAAUCCGCCAUGGCGCCAUCGACAGAAGAGAUGAGAGCUUCGAUCUCUCGAGCAGAGGUGAAGCCCUCAGAUCAAGCGGGGACUGCUCAGCCCGGGUCGGCUCACAUGCCCACACCGAGCUUUCUCUAGCACACCCGGCGAAUGCCACCAUCGGCAACAGCGGGAACUGGCGUCGGAUGAAUUUCUCCGUGGAAGCUAAAGAUGUGCUCCCGAAUAGCCCUUACCAGAAGGGUCAUAAUGGCGGGGUUUCUCCGGUCGAUGUGAUGGACAGCGCAAGUCCAAUCAAAGGGAUCCCGGUCUAUCAGAACCGUUCUCUCCCGUUCUUGCCCACGGAGUGCGCAAGAGAGAAGGAUCCCAAGUUUUGCCUCCCACAAGUGCCUUAUUCCUCUUGGUCACCGUCCAUUUUGCCUUCGCCGGCCCCUUACCUUGGUAGAAGCUUAAAUCCUUUCUCAAUCUUAAAUUCUGGAGUGCCCGAUGCUUCGUCAUCAGGAUAUCAAAUACCAGCGACGGCAAGAUUUGGGGGAUUAUCAGCUUACCAAUUGCACCAGUAUCAUCAUCACCACCAUCAUCACAGUCAGUAUGCAGUCAUCGGAUCAUCCGAGGCCGCACAUGGGAUGAUGAGAUCGAGAUUUGUGCCAAAGCUCCCGGUAAAGAGGAGCAUGAGGGCCCCCAGGAUGCGGUGGACGAGCACGCUCCACGCCAGAUUCGUUCAUGCCGUCGAGCUCCUAGGAGGCCAUGAAAGAGCUACUCCGAAGUCGGUUCUUGAGCUCAUGGAUGUCAAAGAUCUCACCCUUGCUCAUGUCAAGAGCCAUUUGCAGAUGUACCGAACUGUUAAGACAACUGACAAACCUGCAGCUUCCUCAGGCCAAUCGGAUGGGUCCGGAGACGAGGAUGUUUCGCCGAUGUGUAAUAAUGCGAGUGACCACAGCUCACGCAGAUUUGCCGAUCCAAGGAAGACACUGGACGGAUCCGCGCACCCUGACAUGGAUCCACAUUCCGCUACCACUCUAUGGAGUAACUCGUCAAGCGGUAGACCAGAGGUGUGCCCGCCGGCGAAUCCAACUGAUGAUGGGGAUGGACUCAGACAACCUUCCUUCCACUCCCGUCGAAGAAGUCUCCGAAUUGAGGGGUCUGAUUCGAUGCAGGGAUUUUUGCAAGCAACACCGAGUUUAGAGUUCACAUUAGGGAGACCAGACUGGCAAGGCAAGGAAGAUGACUAGAGUGCUUACACUCAUUAGAGUCUGCAUAACAGAUAAAAAGGGUUAAUGUUCUUGAUUUCGGACCACCGAGACGAGACUUUGUGAUUGUUGGUGAUGAGAUUGGAAUGUCACCUUCAGUUGGCAUAACCCGUCGCCUGCAAAAUCUUCGAAGUUAUCAAUCGAAGUAGCCAUUCUUCUGUUUUGAAUUGUUUAGUUUGCUAGUUUUGAGAGAUUGUAGGAUCAAAAGACUUAGCCAACUUCUAACUAUAAAAAUGUCCUCUUUGUUUUUCCAUCUCGGAUCAAAGAGUCAGAUAUAUAGGAUACGUAUAGAUGGCAUUCCGGUUCGCUCCAAAUUAUGCGUAUUCCAAUUUUCA